Molecule: messenger RNA, 855 nt
Organism: Athene cunicularia (burrowing owl)
Lineage: Eukaryota; Metazoa; Chordata; Aves; Strigiformes; Strigidae
Gene: MRPL20
Product: mitochondrial ribosomal protein L20
Exons: 4
Coding region: 49-498 (149 amino acids)
Biological process (GO): translation; ribosomal large subunit assembly
Cellular component (GO): ribosome
Molecular function (GO): structural constituent of ribosome; rRNA binding
Source: RefSeq, a predicted model, not a curated record
CGGUCCCCGCCCCGGAAGGGGCCGCGUUGCCGCCAAGGGGCCGCGGGGAUGGUGCUGCUGAGCGCUCCGCGCUGGCUCCGCAGCCGCGUCACCGACCGCUUCUGGAGGGUGCAGGAGGUGCUCAAGUAUGCGCGGCAUUUUCGUGGCAGGAAGAACCGCUGCUAUAAGCUGGCCGUACGAAGUGUUCGCAGAGCUUUUGUGAAGUCUACAAAGGCCAGAAGAGAGAAGAAGAGAUUCCUAAGAGGGCUUUGGAUCACAAGGAUUGAAGCAGCUUGUCUGGAACAUGGUUUGAAAUACCCAGGUUUCAUAAGCAAUCUGCUUAAGUCCCAGGUGGAGCUGAAUAGGAAAAUGAUUGCUGAUUUGGCUAUUUAUGAGCCAAAGACGUUCAAGUCCCUUGCUGCGUUAGCCCAGAGGAGGAGACAAGAAGGUUUCCUUGCUGCCCUGGGAGAUGGAAAAGAACCAGAAGGGAUAUUUUCACGUAUGGUACACCACUAUUGAUAGUAAAAGAGCCUGCAGAUGCGUGUUACAAACAGGAACUUGCAUUGCAAAGUAAACUCGCUCGCUGACUGCUGCUAAGGUCGUAGCGGUGGGAUAAAAUCCUCUAAGGAUGGUUCCAGGGGAAGAAGGGGUGGGUCUGGGGGCGAAGUUUGCGCAUUGAUGACUUUUACCCCCCCUCCCUCCCGUAUUGUUGUAACUGAACCACCUCGAGUUAGAAAACUGCAGUUUGAAGUCAGCAGCGGUGAAGUCAGGCCUGCAGAAGUUCCGGUGUUAACAACAUCGAUAGCGUGCGCACGCUUUUUGUUCUCUUAAGGACUUUAAUAAAAGAGAUUUUGGGGGGUAACUGCUCCUGGAAAA